CGGAUAUAUUUUUUUUGUAUAUAAGCACACCCCUAAACCAUGCCAUGUUCAACUUCCAAAAUUGGCGCACCUCUAAAAUGCUUUAAACUCUCAAAUAAGAACCAAAACUCUCCGCUAAAUCCUUCAAAUUCCCGCCAUAACACGCCGGAGAAAUUAGGGUUCGAAUCCCAGCUGCCCCCGACCCAAGUUUGCCUGAAAGAAAAUGGCCGGCGGAUCUGAGCCUCAAGCCUCUGCAUUUUCGGCAGCUGAGUUGGAAUUUCUUGCGGAAGAUGAGCUGAUCGAGAUUGUACCGAAUAUGAGAAUGGAUCCGCUAAAUUUUAUCUCUGGUGAUUUUGGCCCCUUUCGGCCGCAAAUAGCAACUCAAGUGCCACUAUGGUUGGCCGUAGCCUUGAAGAAGAGAGGCAAGUGCAUUAUUCGAGCUCCGGAAUGGAUGUCUGUUGAUAACUUAACACAAGUGCUGGAAGCAGAGCGCGAUUCUGAGAAGUUUCAGCUCUUGCCAUUUCAUUAUGUAGAAAUAUCAAGGCUUCUUUUUGAUCAUGCUCGAGAAGACAUUCCUGACAUCUACAUGGUAAGGUCCCUCAUUGAAGACAUCAAGGACGUAAGAUUUCAUAAAAUUGGGACAGGCUUGGAGAUUAUCUCGAAGGAACGUACUUAUGCACUGAGGCUUAAAAAUUUAUCCGCUAUGGAAGCAAAUAUAGUGCGUCCAUUUAUAACGAGAGCUCUUGAGACGUUUUAUAAGCUUAGUAGUUCUGAAAUGAUGCAAGAAUCAGACCAUGUGCCUAAUAGACAGCCCCAAGCAACCAACCGUGGGCCAAGACGGCAACUGAAAGAUAGAUGAUACAAUCUGGAGUUAUGACCAAAUAUCUUUGCCAAUGUGUACCAAAAUUAUGAACAAUUAUCACCUUAGAUGCUCUCACUGGACUAAUGCUAUUAUCUAUUGCUUUUUAUUUUCUAUGUAUCUUGUAUUAAAUGUCUUACACCUAAACAGUUUUGUUGUAAUUUAUGCCUACAAGCCAUUGGAUUAAGGGGGUUGUGGACUAAAGCUACUCUUUGAAUCGGUGUUGCAUGUGUGAAUUGGUUUCUUUUAA
Striga asiatica is the source of this 1088-nucleotide messenger RNA. Lineage: Eukaryota; Viridiplantae; Streptophyta; Magnoliopsida; Lamiales; Orobanchaceae. The record is from the annotation of a GenBank genome assembly.